AUCGGUCUCAUUCCUGAUUUAACUGUUGCACCACGGGACGCAUCAUUCUAGUCUUUCUGAUCCUUUCUGCAUUUGCCUUUAAAUGAUGCGACUCAGGCCCCCCAAGAGAAAAUGAUCGUCAUGAGGGGGUGCCAGCGCACCCCGUCCCAAGCGUUACGGGAGCAAUAACUCCCAUCAGCAAAGAGUGCCUCAUGCAGGACCAGCAAAUUCACUAGACAAGAGAGACAGAACGCUAAGGCUCAACUCCUCCCUCAGCUCGCGUCUGCGUUCGCCUGCAGCCUCCACCUGGUCCGGCCAGCAAGCCGCCACCUAUCCGAAAGCCCUCACAUGCCCGAUCACUCGUACAGAUCAUCGUUCGCUUACCGUCUCCUAUACGACGUCUGCUCUUGAUUUGCGCCCAUAGUCUCAUAGACCCGCAUGAGCGACUCAUCGGGAAAGCUCCCUCGCAGGGAGAGGCUCAAGCAGCUGUUCCGAGGGCGCAGUCCUCGUCCGGAAACUGCAGCGCUAGCACCCGCAAAACCGCCAACGGCUUCGCAAGCAGUUAAUCCAAGUACUAGCUCUAGCUCCCAGGUCGGCACACUAAGCGAUGAGAACACCGGAAUUGAAUCCGCCAGGAACCAGCUAUGGAAGAGCGCGUUCGAAAAUCUCAAGAAGGAGCAACCUGAGCUCGUCCAACUAUAUGAGCUGCUUCUGAAAGAAGACGCCGGAACCGACCAAAACGCUGAUAUCUCGACACGGGAAGUAACGGCUGCUGUCGUGAAGAAACAGCAGACGAGGAUGGAAUCACGGCAAUGGACCUACUCCUGGUUCGGCAAACCACGAAAAGUCCGCGACACAGCAGAAAGCAUCCUCACGACCAUUGAACGAGUGUCUGGGUUAGCCUCGGUUGGCAUGUCUUCUGCGCCACCAUUCGUUUCGCUAGCUUGGAGCAUGAGUACAAGCCUCAUAGCUUUUGUGAUGAACGAUUUCGACGCGGUCAAUAGUGCCAUCGAUGGGCUGAAGGAGGUUACCGGAGUACUGGCAAACUACAGUUACGUGGAACAAGAGUUUCUACGGAGCGAAGAGACACGGAAAGAUUUCGAAGAUAUUGUUCUUGGCCUGUACACGGCGAUUUACGAAUACCAAGCGCGCGCAGCCCAGUACUUUGCGAGGAAUACUCUAAAGAGGCUAGGAGUCAACACUUUAACUGCGCAGUCCUGGCCUGAAGCGGUUGAGAAAGUCCGAAAUCUCGAGCAAUCGUGCCAGACAUCGAUUGGCGCCCUAGGGGUCAGGCUGGGCCAGAAACGGUUCGGUAGCGUCGAAGCGCUCUUGAGCCAAGGCAUGAGACUCAUGGAACAAAUUGGACACGCCGUCACGUCGGAGCGCGCUCAGAGAGAGAAGAUCCUAGACUGGAUCUCCCCCAUUAACUACUUCGCGGACCAUAGCGACGUUCGGAAAAUCCUUGGAGAUGCAUACUUGGGAUCAGGCCGGUGGCUCCUUCAAGAUGAGGUUGAGUUCCAGCCGUGGAGGAGAUCGGAAAAUGAUAUACUCUUCCUGCAAGGCGUCGUCGGCUCUGGAAAAACGUCACUGACAUCUAUCGUCAUUCAAGGUCUCCUUGAGAAGGAAGCAGUUGCUUUCUUUUACUGUUCCGCUAAUGCGUCCUCUCGAGACGCUUCGAGAACAGCUCACAACGAGACUUUCAACAUCCUCCAAAGCAUCCUGGCGCAAUGUUCCAUUCGCGCAGAUGGCACCAUUGCGGAACAAAUUCGAACUGCUUUCGAGAGAAGUGAUCGGCAAUCGCCAGGAGGCUGCGAUAUGACUCUCGGUGUCGUCAUGUCGACUUUGAAAGACGUUCUGCAGGAGCGCGCGGAUGAACAAAUUACGCUUGUCUUCGACGCCUUGGACGAAUGUCUAAAUCAGGGAGAAUUUCUCUCAUGCCUAGCAGAUCUGAUGAAAUCACAACCGAAACUACGAGCGUUCGUCUCUACGCGAUUUGGUGUUGACUUUGCUCAGUAUUUCGAGAACUAUCGAGCACUGAGCGUGGGCGUACAAAAUUCGGACGAUAUAAGUGCAUACGUGGACGGCGAGAUCUCCAAGAGAAGAGGGAACCGAAUGACUCUUGACCAGGCUGAACGGUUGAAAGAAGCCAUCAUUAAGUAUGCUGAUGGAGUAUUUCGGUGGGUCGAACUGGAACUAAACAUUUUCCUUCCGAAAACCCAGCGACAAGGUUUUAGGGUUAUGUCAGCAGACAUAGAUCGAAGACUACUACAGCUAGAAAACUCCCAAGCUCCCGCGGUCGAUCGGCUCUUCGACGCCUACGAAGAGCUCUACAAAUAUUCUCUCGGCGAAGAGGAUGAGAUCGCCAGACGGUUUGUGGUCAAGGCAGCCAUAAAGUGGGUAUUAUGCUCGUUUACGCAACUGUAUACAGCCAGUCUUAGUCGUGCUGUUUCCAUCCUACCCGAUGGCACGAAGGCCGAGGACCUCACUGCCGAGGACAUCCUGGCCUAUUGCAGCAACUUCUUGGUCAAAGCCUCGGACAACAGUAUCAAGUUAGCUCAUCUCUCCGUCCGGCAAUUCUUCGAAGAGCGUAGAGCAGACGAUUUCUCGCCACCACUCCAGCACUUGCAAGUCGCUCAGACUUGCCUCCAGUUUGUCAGAUCAUUUUUCCUUGUUGAAGACCAAGGGUCCGUUCACUCUUCCAUAACGAGACGACCAGAAGUGCGAUAUUACUUACGCCUUCGGUCGUGCCUAGUAGACGAUGGGAAAGUCGGAAGCAACUUCAACUAUUACCCCUAUCUAUACUGGUCGAUGCAUUGCCGAGCUGCUGAUAAAUCAGAAGACCUGAUGAAGAAUCUGAAGUCUCCAGGCGUUCGCGAUGUCCUUUUCCCAGAUUUGGAUUUCUUGCACCGCAGCAUUGCCGAGGGGGCAGACCUCAAGUCUCAGGACACGAAUGGAAACACCAUACUUCACAGAACGGUCCUGAACAACAAUAUUCCAGCACUCGGGUUGCUACUUCGUGUCGAGACUCUGCUAGAGCACUCAGGAGUCUUGAACACCAAGAACAGGGCUGGUGAUCUAGCCAUUCACAUUGCCGCUAUGAUGGGGUGUGAAAUGGCAUUCCACGACCUCAUCCAAGCCGGAUCGGACACAGACACGAUGAACUUAGUCGGCCUCACCCCCUUCGAAAUUGCGGUCAUGCUCGGGCGCGACCCCAUCGUUGAACGAAUAGGCCAUAUACAGCCAUUAACGACUGAUGACGAGGGUAACAGCAUUCUACAUUAUGCCUCAUUCUUCAAUGCAGAUGAGGCUGUUCGCAUUCUGAUAAGGGCUGGGUGGUCACGGAGCUUGCAGAACAAUCAGGGGAAUAGUCCACUACAUUUGGCCGCGAUAGGCGGUUCAUCGCUGGCUUACAACACACUACUUUCGGCCGGGGCUUCUAACAGCAUACGAAACAAGAAGAACCAGCUGGCUCAAGAAAUACUGGACCUCUCUCGCUAUUCCGAUGCUAGCAUAGUCGGAUUUACCUCACGCCAGCCAUCAAGAAUUGGUUCCGGGCCUCUCGAACGUCCCCCGAUUGUGCUUGAAGACACAACUAUCACCUCCUGCAAAUUUUGCGACUUGAAUACCUGGCUCAAGGAAUCGCAGGUACACACAUAUCUCCCUUCUCUCGAACGGCUAUUGCACGUAUCUCAACUCAUCCGCGCAAAACAGCUCGUGUGCAGGCUAUGCGCUUUCUUGGAACCGAUUCUCUUCAGAAUGGUCUCUGAAGUCUCCAUCGGCCAAGUUGAAGAGGUUAGGGUGCGUAUAAGGUUGGAUGUGGACUCGGGUGGCCUGAAGACUGGGAAGGACGUGCUGGAGAUUUCUUUUGCCGACGUCUUCCACGAGAUUGAAAUAUGUCUUGAUGCUGGAGAGGCAAUUUCUCCACUGGCUGCUGAUUUGUUCCAUGGGAGAAGCGUCAAACAAGAGGCAACAGAAACCCACGUCGUCAACCAGAUACGACAGUGGUCCGACAUUUGUUGCGGCCACGCGGUUUGCCGACUCUCACAUACAGACAGUUUCGAGGAAGAUUACGAGGACAGGUGCGAGGACGACACUCAAAGCGGCUUUCCAACAUAUCUCGUCGACGUCGGCCAUGGCUCCGAGGAGGUCAGACCGCGCAUCGUCGGCCACGAAGAAUUGACGAAGACAAGUGAUAGGAGAUUCGUCUUUCUGUCAGCAAAGUGGGGCUCUACUCAAUUCUUCCAUGCGAAGACCUCCACCAUCGAGGAGCUAAAGAGAGGAGUCAGCCUUGAUCGGCUUCCUGCGUCACAGCAAGAUGCGAUACGAGUAUGUCGGCGACUCGGAUACAGAUACCUUUGGGUGGACGCGCUUUGUGUUGUAAUGGAUGACCCGGAAGUCCAUGGCUUUGAGGAGGAGAUGAUUCCCAUUUACUCGAAAGCAGCUGACCUGGUCCUCGUAGGAACCAAUACAAUGACGGACUCACUUAUUCCCAUCAGGAAGCCUGGCGGAACACUUUCAAUCUCUGCGUCUCUACGCACAGAACUGAGUGCAGCCAGUGAGACAUUCACGCUUCAGUUGCGUGAAUCUCUGCCGGAUGCCACCAAGGCCAUCCACGACAACGUCCUCGACCGGGCUUGGCGAUUACGGGAAGUCGUUCUACCCCGGCGGUUCGUACUGUUCGAUCCCCAGCAACUUAUCUGGUCCUGUUGUGAAAUGUCAAAAAGUGAAGGGAGCGCUCUGGCGCUCGCACCUUGGUUUAAGCCUUUCCGGGCCAUUCAUCUCCAGCUAGAACACCUACUCGAUCGCGGACAGUCGGAACGGGAUGAGUACCUUCCCGUCAUCAAAGCAGAGAUCUUCAGCUGGUGGUACUCCAUCGUGGAGAUGGCUUCGAAAGGGGCUCUGGCAUCCGGGACCAGGAAUCUUGUACCCCCUGUCUCUCGAGCCACUCAUCUUGGUCUAUCACCGCGCAAAGGCCCUCAAGCCUAUUCUCUAAAUGAGCGCCUUGAGACGGUCCACUCCAUCGCUUGGACUGUGCUUCAGCUUCUCAAUAAACUUAAUGCGAAUGGCUGGGAUACCGCGUAUGUGGCGGGACUUUGGUUAGGAGACAUUCGAAAAGGCCUAUUAUGGAUCUCCGCCCAGCCCUACAGGACGAUGCGAUCUAACCGGCCUGGCUCGAACCCAUACGGGCACGAUACGUCUACAUGGAGCUGGGCGCAUAGUCGAGCCCCCAUCUCGUACUGCCUUUCGAAGGGGCUGAAGAUUGAAUUAGCGAUUGAAGGGGGCUUGGAAGUCGGACAAGCAGUCUAUGGUCCUUGGAUCGUAUUGCCUGUCACGGCGCUGACGAGGCAGCUCUCGGAGCUUGCAACGGAUGACCAGCAUUUUGAGUACUUUUGGGACGCUGUGGAUCCGCCGGGUAGCCAAGUCGACGCAAGGAGCCCCGACGUGCCAUUCCAAGAUGACAGCGAAGACGAGCAUAGAGGUAAUGAGGAUGGCAGUGCAGCAGACGGGCGCUCAAAUACUCCCGACUCCCGAAAGUCGGCUGAAGACCCGCGACAAUCCCACUCCGAGACCUACGCUGACCGCAUGACUUCCGGCUUGGGUGCUUGCACGCUCGCUCUUGUGGCGCCUUGGACUUUCCGACCGUCUAUGGAACCUUGCGAUGCUCGAUGGGCCGGUUUGAUAGUAAAGCGUCGACCGGACCUCGAUAGGAUACCCCGACCAUUGGCGGGCCGUGAUGCGGGAGUCUUCGUAAGAAAAGGCGUGUUCCUCGGGCCACUCUGUCACAAGGAUCUAUCCGGCUGGGAGAGGAAGAUGAUGGCACUGGUUUGAGCCGCUUCUAGGCCUUGUCUUUGGUUUGGCAAAUGGGUAUUCCUCACGCGGGUCUUGUAUUGAGGGAAGCUUGGCACGAAGGGUUCUGCUCACUAUCUCUUCCGUUUUAGGGGUAAUCGGGUCUACCAACGAAAGCGCCCGAUCGAAAUAUUACCACUUCGAUCAGUUCUAGGAGAGUAGGGGGCUCGAAGAUAGCUAGUAUCAU
This is a messenger RNA of Trematosphaeria pertusa, 6013 nucleotides long. RefSeq lists its product as uncharacterized. The transcript has 5 exons. The coding region runs from base 418 to 5808 and encodes 1796 amino acids. The record is from RefSeq and is a predicted model, not a curated record. Lineage: Eukaryota; Fungi; Ascomycota; Dothideomycetes; Pleosporales; Trematosphaeriaceae. Gene Ontology annotation, molecular function: protein binding.